UCUUAUACAAGCUUCCAAAGACAAACCAAAACAAUAAAACAUAUCUGAAAUUGCAUGGAGGUGAAAUGGCGUAUUAUGACAGCACUUCAAAAACGCCAACAUGGACAUUGUUGCAAUCGGAUAUAUACCAUGACAUAAAGAACCCAGUUAAGGAGACGCUUAAACUCAUUUUUGGCAAAAAACCUGACAAAGGUGUCGCAUUCGUGGUAUACAAUGAUCAGCCACCGAAAAAUUUUAGUGGAACACGAGGGGGACAUUCGAAAGGCGUCCUCAUGGCCGGGAAAGGGAAGAACGUUGGCACAGUGUGGCUGCAGCACAGUGUUCCCAGGUUCUUGGAAGAUCUGGAACAAGGCUAUGUGUACCCAACCAGUGGACGAGAGAACGGACAGUUGUUUCUUUGCCUUUCAAUGAAGCUGGAGGCAGUUGAAGUAGUUGCCAGUCAUCUUCAAGUGCAAGCAGCCAACAUUUACCAAAGAAGAGUGCCAGAUUGGGCUAAAGCCUUUCCACAAUUUUGGAAUAUACUCAACAAAAUUAUACGAGGAGCCCGAAAGAAUUAA
Dermacentor silvarum is the source of this 557-nucleotide messenger RNA. RefSeq names its product deoxyribonuclease-2-beta-like. Bases 66 to 557 code for a protein of 163 amino acids. The record is from RefSeq and is a predicted model, not a curated record. Gene Ontology annotation, molecular function: deoxyribonuclease II activity. Gene Ontology annotation, biological process: apoptotic DNA fragmentation. NCBI's taxonomy places the organism in Eukaryota, Metazoa, Arthropoda, Arachnida, Ixodida, Ixodidae. The transcript has 4 exons.